AUGGCGAUGCUGAUGAUGAAGAAGACGAGGAUGGUACCCUUCCUGACGUGCUGGCUGCUGGUAAUCUCUCAGGUACAUACGGAUCAAGACAUCGGAGAUAGCUUGUCCUGGUCGGAGGAGGAAGUUGCUGUGGUCGAGAGUUGUCGUCAGGAAGCAGCGAGCUUAGAGGAGAGGAUGCGCAUCGCUGACUCCUUCACGCACCAAGGAAAUCAGCUUUCUGCACAGGGAAUGCACCAUCACGCCGUCCUCAAGUGGGAGAUCGCAACGACGUGUGACAACCGGUCCAACGUUCCUUGGAACAACAUGGCCAACUCCUUCUUUGCCAUGGGUAACCUGUCGGCUGCGACGGCAGCGGCUGAGAUCUCAUUCUCCAUCAAGGCCGACCACAUGUCAUCAACCACGCUGGGCAACGCUUACAGGGCUCACAAGAUGUAUGAGCGAGCAGAGAAGACGUUUCUUGCCGGGAUCAAGUACUGCCUGGACAACAAGGACAGGCACGAGCAUCCCUUCUGGUCGCUUGCGAUGCUCUACUGGGACCAAGGAGACUACAUCGAGUUCUUGAAGUACUCAAAGCUGGGAUUGGAUCACUUGUCUCGACCCGAAUGCGUUGAGACCGCAGAGGAGCAGGUACCAUGCCAUAUCCCCGACUUCGAGAUAGACCUCAUGACGCGGGUGUACGAGGCGUCGGUGGACUUGGGGAAGUUCCUGGCGUCGCAUGGCAGGUACCAGGAGGCCGAAACGAACUUGGAAUGGGCUGAGUACGUGGCUGAGACGUAUCCUGCCGAGCGACUUGACGUGCAGCUGGUCAGGAAGCACCUGACCUGCCUCAAGUGUGCAGCCGACAACACCCAGCAUCGCAGCCCUUGUGACAGUGACCUGGACGCCUGCAGGGCGAGCUGGAGAGACACCAACGGUCGGUACCUGCGCAUGAUGGCAGUGAGAGCGAUGGGAUGCGAGUGGCGGCACAGAGAGGAGGAUGUGAGGGACCUGGAAAGGAUCAUGAUGUCUCCCAACAUGACUGCCCUCCUCAACCAUACCACCGAGUUCUACUUCGAGUGCGAGAAGGGGAGGGUGUGCGGAGCUGGGGCCCAGCCUCCUCUGCACAUGUGGGGGCUCCCGAUGUCCCUCGAGUCCGUCCUCGUCAUGGGCAAGGUCCAGCCGCUGCAGCUGGUCGACAGGAUGCUCGUCGAUGGCCCCCCCCCGCAGUGGGCGUACCCGACGUGGAACCCGAGCAUCGGGACUGUGCUGAGGAUCGGCCUCUUGUCCAGCGACCUCCUGCGCGACCAUCCUGUGGGGAACAUGAUGCGCCACGUGCUGCACCUGCACGACCUGUCCAGGAUGGACGUCACCGUCUUUCUCGUCCACGAGUCGCAGCGGUACGCGGCGAGCAGGGUGGAGAACGAGCACGUGCUGGGGGAGGUCAAGUUCCGCAUGAUAGGGCGGGGCCCCCAUGUCACGCGCUUCUUCGACGCGCAGGAGUCGGUGGAAGGAGCAGACAUUGUCAACUCAGCCGGGAUCUGCAUCCUCUUCGACCUUAUCGGCUACACAGCCGAUCACCGUCAGGAUAUCUUCGCUCUCCGCCCUGCCCCCGUGCAGGUGCACUACCAUGGCUACAUGGGGAGCACGGGAGCUCCCUGGAUCCAGUCGUACGUGGCGGACAGAUGGAUUGCGCCUCCCGAGCAUGCAAACUUCUUCAGCGAGAAGCUUGCUCUCAUGCCCGAGUGCUUCCUGGGCCCUUCCCAUCGGCUCUCCUUCCAGUUCGCUGGCAACGAGGAGAGAGACUUCAGUGAGAAACUGCACACUGAGUUGCGGAAGGAGGAAGGACUUCCCCCCGAGGGCCCAGUGAUAUGCUACUUCAACCAGCAUUUCAAGCUGGACCCUCCAACCUUCAAGAUCUGGACGGAUGCGAUCCAGAAGCUAGUAUCCUUCAACUCCUCCGCUCAUCCAACCCUGUGGCUCCUCCAGGGGUCGCCGAUCUCGCAUCGGAACCUGAAGCGAGAAUUUCAAUCGGCAGGCCUGCCCGGGGAAAAUCUGGUGAUAGCAAAAAGAGUCCUGGUCAAGACGCACAUUCGCCGCGCGAGCCUCUGCGAUCUUGCUGUCGACACUCCCAUGUACAACUCAGGUGCCACAGGAGCAGACACCCUCUACGCUGCUGUUCCUCUCCUCCACAUCCCAGGCCUCAAGGUACCCUUCCUGCUGGUGCCGGUGCUGGUGCUGGUGCUGGUGCUGGUGCUCCUCCUCCCCUCCAUCCCCCCCUCAACCUCCUAUGCCUAA
Messenger RNA from Guillardia theta CCMP2712, 2274 nucleotides. RefSeq lists its product as hypothetical. NCBI's taxonomy places the organism in Eukaryota, Cryptophyceae, Pyrenomonadales, Geminigeraceae. Gene Ontology annotation, biological process: protein O-linked glycosylation. The transcript is spliced from 8 exons. Gene Ontology annotation, molecular function: protein binding; protein N-acetylglucosaminyltransferase activity. The coding region runs from base 1 to 2274 and encodes 757 amino acids. The record is from RefSeq and is a predicted model, not a curated record.